AUGCUAAGAUCACAUAUAGGCAGGGGGUCUCGAAUCCUCGCCAAACUAACCACUACACCAAGAGCGUACACAUCUGCGGCUGCAAAUCGAGGGCAUAUCAUCAAGACGUACUUUAAUAGAGACUCAACGACAAUUACUUUUUCUAUGGAAGAGUCUAGCAAACCGGUUUCCGUUUGCUUUAACAACGUCUUCCUUAGAGAUGCGUCGCACAGUGCCAAUCUGGUCACCACGGGGGAACUGUAUCAUAAUGAGAAAUUGACCGCUCCUAAGGACAUUCAAAUAUCUCAAGAUGGGAAAUCUCUGGUAGUAAAAUGGCAAGAUGGUGGCCAUCACCAGUUUCCUUUACAAUUUUUUGUCGACUAUAAGGGAUCCAGUUUUGUUUCUCCGGCCACAAGAAAGGAGGAAUCUAGAUACAAGCCCCAGCUAUGGAACAAGCGUAUUUUGAAGAAUAACGUCAAGGACUUGCUCUCUGUGGAUUAUAACGAGUUCAUUGACUCUAAAGAUGACACAAAGCUUUUUCAAACACUAGUCAAUCUACAAAAAUUCGGUAUCGCUUUCGUUUCCGGUACACCUUCAUCUUCUGCUGAGGGCCUUACUAUACAAAAGAUCUGUGAAAGGAUCGGGCCUAUUAGAUCAACCGUACAUGGUGAAGGUACAUUUGAUGUGAAUGCGUCACAGGCAACAAGUGUGAAUGCUCAUUACGCCAAUAAAGACUUACCGCUGCAUACGGAUUUACCGUUUUUGGAAAAUGUGCCAGGUUUCCAAAUUUUACAGUCUUUGCCUGCUACCAAAGGGGGGGAUCCCAGUACUAGACCCAUGAAUUAUUUUGUGGAUGCAUUCUAUGCGACACGUAACGUUAGGGAAUCGGAUUUUGAAGCUUACGAGGCUUUACAAAUCGUGCCUGUCAAUUAUAUUUAUGAGAACGGUGAUAAAAGAUACUACCAAUCCAAACCUUUAAUCGAACACUACGACAUUAACGAAGACAACACUUUGCUAGGCAAUUAUGAGACACUGAUUAAAUGCAUCAACUACUCCCCCCCAUAUCAAGCACCUUUCACUUUUGGUAUUUACGACAAGCCAUCAGAUUUAAAUAACAAUCCAGAUUUAAAUUUAAUUACUACGCCGGCCAAACUAACAGAGAGGUUUUUGUUUAAGUCCUUCGUUAGAGGGUUGAAUCUCUUCGAAAGUCACAUAAAUGAUUUCAACAAUCAAUUUAGAUUACAGUUGCCCGAAAACUGCUGUGUCAUUUUUAAUAACAGAAGGAUUUUGCACGCCAAUUCAUUAACAAACUCAAAUCAACAAUGGUUAAAGGGUUGCUAUUUUGAUUCGGACACUUUCAAGAGUAAACUGAAGUUUUUGGAAGAAAAAUAUCCUCAAGAAAAAUAG
Molecule: messenger RNA, 1386 nt
Organism: Saccharomyces mikatae IFO 1815
Lineage: Eukaryota; Fungi; Ascomycota; Saccharomycetes; Saccharomycetales; Saccharomycetaceae
Gene: AIM17
Product: Aim17p
Exons: 1
Coding region: 1-1386 (461 amino acids)
Biological process (GO): carnitine biosynthetic process
Cellular component (GO): mitochondrion
Molecular function (GO): oxidoreductase activity
Source: RefSeq, a predicted model, not a curated record